Messenger RNA from Microplitis demolitor, 2096 nucleotides. RefSeq lists its product as uncharacterized. The transcript is spliced from 5 exons. The record is from RefSeq and is a predicted model, not a curated record. The coding region runs from base 44 to 1573 and encodes 509 amino acids. NCBI's taxonomy places the organism in Eukaryota, Metazoa, Arthropoda, Insecta, Hymenoptera, Braconidae.
CAUGAUAAAAGUUGUAAAAUAUUCGCAAUAAAUAAUUUUAAUCAUGACGAAAUAUCGCUUAGUAUUGCACUAUAAAACACCGAUAAAUUCUUUUUUUAAGAAAUAUAUCAGAAGAAUUUUAUUAUUUUUUGUAGUCUUGUGUGUUGUUUAUGCAAUUCGCACUCAAAUAAAAAUAUCAAAACUAUCAUAUUUGAAAGAGAUCACGGUUUCAAGAGCAUUAGAGUUAAUAACAGAAGUUAAAACUCUUCCUUACUCCGAAGAAUCAGACGAUUCAUGGAAAGUAGUAGACAUAAAAGACUCGAGAAUUUAUUCAGCGUACUUGGAAACGAGAAGUCAAGUAGUGCUUGAAGAAAAUCAAAAUUUAAUCUAUAAUGAUUCUGCAUGGGCUUUUAUACGCAUUAUUGCCAUAAUACCAGUUGACUUUCAAUACAUUCCACUCACUUGUUACUACAAAUAUACUAGUUCCCAAAAAUCAGCCAAAAGUCUUAUAUUUGAAAAACCAUUUAUUCGAACACAACUAAUAGCAUACAAAGAAAAUUUCAAUAUGUAUUACUCAGCUGCUUUUAUACUGUGUCCUUUGCCAUACCCAGAAGAAAUAAAUUCACAAGGUAUUAAAUUGCCGUAUAAAAUAACUGUAUCAACAAGAUCUGAUCGAUCAGCUAAUAAUAUUAAUCGUGAUAAAUUCGUUGGAAUACGAUAUCCAAAUAAAUGGUAUACCACUGAUAUAAAUAUAAAUAUCAACUCGCAUCAGUACAAAGAUAAAGAUCGUAAAACAUUUUCCGUAUGUGUAAAACCUUUUCAUCACAAUUUCGACAAAGCCAUUGACCUGAUAACGUUUAUUGAAUUCUAUAAAAUGAUGGGGGUUAAUUACUUAACAUUUUAUCGCGAUUCAGUAUCUGAAAAUGUCGAUAAAAUUCUGAAUUACUAUAUAAAGGAAAAAAUCGUGUCAGUACUAAAAUGGAAGCUACCGGAAAUAUAUAUUUUUCAAAGAACACUAAGAACGGAUGGUAUUUUCGCGGCAUUAAAUGAUUGUCUAUAUCGAAACACGUUCCAUGAAGGUGUUAAGUAUAUUGUAGGUGUCGAUAUAGACGAGUACAUCGUGCCAAGAAUACAUGAAAAUUACAUGGUGAUGAUGGAACACUUGAACUCGGUUAAAAGUGAUGAAGUUGGAGGUUGGAUCUUUAGAAAUGUCUUUUACUACUUGAUGUAUGACGAUGAUUUAGUUACUCUACCACCAGGAUCUCCAAAGUUGAAUUUACAUUACAAAACUAGAAGAUGGAAAGAAAUAAAUCCUGUUUACGAUCGUAGCAAGUACAUAGUUCAAGGUGAAAAUGUAAUAGAACUUGGUAAUCAUAGAGUGUGGAAAACUAAAAGAACAUGGUCAAUAUUUGGAACAAGGUACAAAGAAGUCGAAGUAGAUCCUAAAGUAGGUACUUCAAAUCACUAUAGAUUUUGUGAAACUUCAAUUGAGAAUUGUUGGAAACGAGAGAGCAUUGUAGAUAAAACAACUCACAGAUUUACCAAAGAGCUUAGCAAUAGAGUUUCUAAAGUAUUAAAAGAUCUAAAUCUAUAAAAAAUUGAGAAAUUUUAUAGGGAGUAAAGUCAAUCUAAUAAUUUAAUGUUGAACUACAUACACAUGUAAACUUCACUAUAGUAUACAAUUUGGAAAAAACGGUGUAAGCCCACAUCAUCUGUCACGCAAAAAAUGGUGUUAAAAAUACAUCAGUGGCGGUUAAAAUUUUUCCUGGUCUUGAAAAACAAGUGGUUCUAUUUUUGAAGUUGAUCGGCCCAAAUUGCGGCCAAUUCAAAAUUUUAAAUAUUUUUUAAACUUCCCGCUAAGAAAAUCGAUGAUUUUCAAAAAAUUCGGGAAAAAUACUUGAAUUAUUUUAUUGAGAACUGGAGAAAGUUAUUAUUCAGGUAAAAUGGACCAUCUUUGUUAAAAAUUUUUUUUUUAAUGAUAAAUUUUUAAUUGGCUGCGGUCCAAGCUAAUCAACUUACUCCAUCCUUUUGUUUUCCAUCGAAUUUCCCUAUACUAUUUGUAUCACAAAAAUUAACAUAAUUCUCUUGUGUAAAAUAAACUAAUUAAUUACUGCGAA